AUGGGAUUGUCAUCCCGCCAGUGCUUGUCUAAUGUCCCCAAUAUUGGUCUGCUUUCAAGAAUUUUAGUUCUAUUGUUGUUUCAUGUUCUUGGGGCUGGCUCCUUAUACUCUAGGCAGCAGCAGCCAUCUAGUUGCCAUGAUGAGGACAGCGCUGCCUUGCUGCAAUUUAAGCAAAGCUUUAUUAUCGAUCCAUCUGUUUCUUAUGAUGAUGGUUCAUGUCCAAAGGUCUCAUCAUGGAAGACAGCUGAAGGAGAUCAUAAUAGCAACUGCUGCUCAUGGGACGGGGUCGAGUGUGAUGAAGACACUGGUCAUGUGACUGGGCUUGAUCUUAGUAGCAGUUGUCUCUAUGGCUCCAUCAACUCCAGCAGCAGCCUCUUUCGCCUUGUUCAUCUCCGGAGGCUGAAUCUUGCUGACAACCACUUCAAUUACUCUGAAAUUCCUACAACAAUUAGGAAUCUUCCGAGGCUUAGGUAUCUCAACCUUUCCUUAUCUGUGUUUUCUGGCCAAGUCCCAUCUGAAAUUACACAGUUGUCCAAAUUGUCAUCCCUUGAUUUGUCUAGAAAUCUUCAUGCACAUUCUGAUGAACCGCUGUUGAAGCUGAAAGUACCCAAUCUAGCUGGUCUAGUUCAAAACCUAACUAGACUAGAAAAGCUUCAUCUCAGUUACGUUAACAUAUCUUCCAAAAUUCCUGAUUCAUUGGUGAAUUUGUCAUUUUUGUCAUCCCUCACUCUAGGGAAUUGCGACUUGUAUGGCGAAUUCCCAAUAAGAAUUUUCAAGUUACAAUACUUGACAUUUCUUAGUGUGAGAUCAAACCAAGAGCUUUCUGGUUAUUUGCCUGACUUUAAUGGAAGUAGUCCUCUCACGUGGCUAUCACUCGGAGGCACUAAUUUUUCCAGAAAUGUUCCUUCAUCAAUCAGAAAGCUUGACGCAUUGAAUUACUUGAAUUUGGCUGAAUGUAGUUUCUCAGGUCCAAUUCCUGCUUCACUGGCAAACCUUACCCAACUCAACUAUUUGUCACUUGCAACGAAUAAUUUUGUUGGCGGUCCCUUGUCUUGGCUUGGUAAGCAAACUGAGCUUACCUCUCUCCACCUUACCUCCACCAAUUUAAAUGGUCCUAUUCCAGUUUCUCUUGGAAACCUCACGCAGCUCACUGAUCUUUUUCUUGACGAGAAUCAACUUAGUGGUCCAAUCCCACCUUUGUUAGGUAACCUUAGCAGAGUAACUAACUUAGAUCUUAGUGACAACAGGUUGAGUGGUUUAAUUCCUGAAUCAUUGUUCAAUUUGAAUCUCAGUGAACUUUCGCUAUUUGGAAAUAACCUUCAUGGUAAAUUGGACAUUUGUAGGCUGCCAAGUACCUUAAUACAGCUCCAACUAGGUGGGAACAAACUAGAAGUGUCUCAAUCUAAAAUUAUGAAUACAACUCUGUUUCCAAAGCUUUCGACUCUGGUAUUGUGUGCGUGCAACAUAAACGAGUUUCCAGAUUUCCUAAGACAUCAACAAAACUUGAAUUGGUUGGCGCUUUCCUUUAAUAAAUUGCACGGUCAAAUACCCAAAUGGAUGUUGAAUACAAGCACAGAAAGUUUGAUGUUCCUAGACCUUAAGCACAACUUCCUUUCGGAUUUUGGCCAACUAAAUGUUGUCCUUCCAUGGGUUAACCUAAAAGUUUUGUUUGUUGGGCAAAAUUUGCUAGAUGGAUCACCACCCAUACCUCCACAGAGCAUCAUCUAUUAUUCAUUUGACAACAACAAUCUUACCGGGGAACUUUCACAAUUGAUGUGCAAUAUAAGUACCCUUCAGUACGUUGAUUUCUCAAAUAACAAGUUGAGUGGCACCAUUCCGCCGUGUCUUGGUAACUUCAGUGAUGAUCUACAAGUAUUAGUUCUUAGAAACAACUCUUUCCAUGGCACUCUUCCUCAAAGAUACAGCAACACAAGCAACCUGAAGAUGCUUGAUGUCAGUUAUAAUCAAUUGCAUGGGAAAAUACCGAGGUCACUGGCAAAUUGUGUGAUGCUUGAGUCUCUUGUUCUGUCAGUGAAUAAGUUCAGUGAUGUUUUCCCUUUUUGGUUGGCGAGUCUCCCAGAGUUGAAACUCCUAGCGAUGCACCACAAUGCAUUCUAUGGUGUGAUUGGGAAUACCAAAGAAAAUCUUCAUUUUCCCGAGCUGCGCAUUCUUGAUCUGUCUUACAAUAAUUUCAGAGGUGAGUUUCCAUCUGAAUACAUCUUUUCUGGAAAUGCCAUGAGAGGUAUAGUUCUGAGCCAACCCACAUAUAUGGAGGCAUCCUCAGAUCUGAAUAUCCCUAAUGUUAAUGCACCUAGGUUUUCUUAUUCUUUCACGGUCACUAUCUCAAACAAAGGUUUCGAGAGAUACUACGGGCAUAUCCAAGAAGACCUUGGGGUCAUUGAUAUCUCAUCCAAUAAUUUCCGAGGGAAGAUUCCAGAAUUCAUUGGGAACUUGAAAGGGCUUCGCUUUCUCAACAUUUCCAAUAACAUCUUCAACGGCAGCAUCCCAUCAUUCUUGGAAAAUUUGACAUUGCUUGAAGCGUUGGACCUUUCACAGAACCAGCUCUCGGGAGAGAUUCCUCAGCAACUAGUUCAGCUUACGUCUCUUGCGAAUUUUAAUGUAUCCUACAACAAUCUCACAGGUUCUAUACCGCAAGGGCGCCAAUUUCAGACAUUCGAGAACACAUCAUAUAAGGGAAACCCAGAAUUGUGUGGAGACCCUUUGACAAGGAGAUGUGGGAACUCUAUUGCCCCAGCUCAACUGCCACCUUCAAACAGCAUUGAAGAAAAUGUUUCAGGCUCUGCUUUUGAACUUGACUGGAAAUUUGUGUUGGCUGGAUUUGGAAGUGGGUUGCUAGUGGGAGUGGUACUUGCAGACGUGGCGAUUACACGGAGGCGUGAGUUGUUUCUGGAGAUAGUUGGGAUGUUGAUCAGACUAAUGAAAAGGAUCAAAAGGCAGAGGAGGUAUUAA
Molecule: messenger RNA, 2970 nt
Organism: Rosa chinensis
Lineage: Eukaryota; Viridiplantae; Streptophyta; Magnoliopsida; Rosales; Rosaceae
Product: receptor-like protein 7
Exons: 1
Coding region: 1-2970 (989 amino acids)
Molecular function (GO): protein binding
Source: RefSeq, a predicted model, not a curated record